GCCCCCAAGAAAACCUCAGCUUGCAGCAUCGUCAGCAUGCACACCAUCCGCCGGCCGACGGUGGGAUGAGACGAGAAUCUCAAUCACAUCCAGAGAUCGUCGUACAUGACUCUCUGGCCAAACUGGACUUGACAGGCAUUGCAUGUCCCUUGCCCGUGGACCAUGCCCAUUAACCCCCCAACCCUCGUCUACCUACGCCAACGCCGUCCCAUGCCUCCUGUCAUGUCGGCUACCCGCCCCCUCGAGUUCCCGUGCGCCCGUUCGGACGACUUGCACCUCGAGUCGUGAGAUUGGCGUCCUGGCGUCCACCAACCCAACGCCCGCCAACGCCACAUUGGCUCAAAAAGUUUGCCCGCCCAUCUUCUCUGCUCUAGUGUCCGUAGCUCCACGCCCGAUCUUCCCCCCAUCUCCUCCCUGGCUUCCUGUCGAUCCAAGAAGCCCGAGCACCCUCCCAUCCAUACGCUGUACUCCAUAUGAUGUAUCCAUACGAAUACUUCAAGAGUCAAAGCAACAAAGAAAACCAGAAGAAAAAAAACCCACUUCAUCAAGAGACACACGCGCGCCCGUUUGGCCCCAACCUGUUGGUAACCCACCCCCUCGAUCUGUUGUCUCGCUUGAAGCUUGUUCUGAGUCGUGCUCCCCUCCCAUCUGCCGAUAGGCACUCUGUUUGCCCUUUCCCACGGUCUCAUAACUCUCCUCCCUUCCUUCAGGCCUCAGCUCGCCCUGGUCAUUCAGCUGAUUCCCGGCCGCCCGCCAACAUUGCUUUUCCCGAUCCGGUUUCCGCUGGCUCCCGUUCUUAAUCCCUUCUCUCCCAAAAGAUCCUCUCUCUCCCUCGUCAUUCCCACUCCCUUCAGUACCAAGUUAGUCCCUUCACGUAAUUACCUACUUCGUAUCCUAUUCUCG
Molecule: messenger RNA, 903 nt
Organism: Colletotrichum godetiae
Lineage: Eukaryota; Fungi; Ascomycota; Sordariomycetes; Glomerellales; Glomerellaceae
Exons: 1
Coding region: 143-658 (171 amino acids)
Source: RefSeq, a predicted model, not a curated record